CAUUCAAUAAAAACAAUAUGAAUGAAGAUAAUUCAAAUAUUAAGAACAAAGAAUCAUGCGUAGAAGUAAAAUAUAGAGGAGUAAGAAAGAGGCCAUGGGGAAAAUACGCGGCGGAGAUAAGAGAUACUAAUAAGAAUGGAGCGAGGGUAUGGCUAGGAACUUAUGUUACUGCGGAAGAAGCUGCUAGAGCUUAUGAUAAAGCUGCAUUUGAAAUGAGAGGUCGUUUUGCAGUACUUAAUUUUCCUCAUGAGUAUCCAUCUGAUCAUCAUUCUUCGUCUUCUUCAUCAUAUUCAAUGUCAUCUUCAUCAACGUCGUGUUCAUCAGUUCACAAUGGGAAUGAAGUGAUCAAAGAAGUUAUUGAACUUGAGUACUUGGAUGAUAAGUUAUUGGAGGAGCUUCUUGGCUUCGAAUCUGACAAAUCUCAUGAUCAGUAUAAUAAGUAG
This is a messenger RNA of Solanum verrucosum, 443 nucleotides long. Its product is annotated as ethylene-responsive transcription factor ERF096-like. The record is from RefSeq and is a predicted model, not a curated record. Gene Ontology annotation, biological process: ethylene-activated signaling pathway; regulation of DNA-templated transcription. Gene Ontology annotation, molecular function: DNA-binding transcription factor activity; DNA binding. Lineage: Eukaryota; Viridiplantae; Streptophyta; Magnoliopsida; Solanales; Solanaceae. Bases 18 to 443 code for a protein of 141 amino acids. The transcript has a single exon.